Messenger RNA from Salvia splendens (bonfire salvia), 4707 nucleotides. RefSeq lists its product as uncharacterized. The record is from RefSeq and is a predicted model, not a curated record. Gene Ontology annotation, molecular function: nucleic acid binding; zinc ion binding. Lineage: Eukaryota; Viridiplantae; Streptophyta; Magnoliopsida; Lamiales; Lamiaceae. The transcript is spliced from 20 exons. The coding region runs from base 86 to 4603 and encodes 1505 amino acids.
CUACGAAGUUUCUUCAGAGAAGAAGAAAUUUCUCAAGUAGAGAGAGAGAGAGAUUCUCACAAUCCAAACUGGAAUUCCAUCGGCAAUGGCGCUCCUCAAGUUUGCUCUUCUCUGCAUCGAUCUUGUUGGCUGGCCAGCAAUUGCUCUGGUUUAUCCCCUGUUUGUUUCAAUCAGGGCAGUUGAGACUGGUUCUGGAUACCACAUGAGGAAGUUGGUCAGAUAUUGGAUAAUGUUCUCUUUGUUUUCUCUCUUUGAGUUUGCUUUAGUGAAAGUCAUUGAGUGGAUACCUUUCUGGUCUGGUGUAAGACUUGCAGUUAUCUUCUGCUUAGUGAUGCCUCAGUUUGAGGGUGCAUGUCUUGCCUACCAAGGCCUUGUAAGUUCAUUUAUUGACAGGUUUGACAUGCUAAUGGAGGAGAGACUUUGUAAGAGAAGAACAUUUUUGGAUGCAGUAGACAAAUACAUCAACGAAAAUGGAUCAGAAGCUCUGGAAAAGCUUAUUGCAUCACAGAUGACACCACCAGAAGCAAGAGUGGAAAAUAGAUGCCUUGAGACUUCCCUCCUCAAGAAAUCUGAGCAAGAAUGGACCUGUGGCUUAUGUAAGAUGACUAGCGUCGGUUUGUCAACGCUGAAUGCUCAUCUUCAGGGCAGCAUGCACAAGUCCAAGCUUGAGAUCCUGAAAACAAGCUUGCUUAAUGCAAAAGAUACAGGAUCGUCGCCUUUGUCGCAGGUGCAACACACACGUUCAUUUUCCGCUGCUUGGGAUCUGAAGGGAACAUAUGCAGCUGCUGAGUUUAAAGAGAGAAUGCCACCAAAAGAACCAGAGAACACUCUCCUCAACAAAACUGAGCAAGAAUGGACCUGUGAUUUAUGUAAGGUUACUACGGCGAGUAAGUCAAUGUUGAAUGCUCAUCUUCAAGGGAGCAAGCACAAGUCCAAGCUUGAGUCCCCUAAAGCAUGCUUUCUUGAUACGAAAGAUACAGGUCCCUCGCCUUUGGUUCAGCACGCACAGCCAGUUUCUGCUAAUUGGGAUUUGAACGGAACAGUUGAAGUUGCUAAGGAUAAAGAGAUGAUGCCACCAAAAGAAACUGCAGAAACGCAACUCCCAGAAACCCCUCUCAAGAAAUCUCAACAAGAAUUGAAUGGUGAUAUGUCCAAGGUUACUACUGAGAGUGAGUUCAUGUUGAAUGAUCAUCUUCAAGGUAGCCAACACAAGUCCAAGCUUGAGACCACCUUGAAAGCAAGCUUGCUCGAAGCAAAAGAUACAGGACCUUCACCUUCGCAGGUGCAACACUUGCAGUCAGUUUCUGCCGCAUGGGAUCUGAAUGGAACACAUGCAGCUUUUGAGGAAGAAAAGAUAGUGCCACCAAAAGAAACUGCAGAAAGGAGACUCCCAGCAAGCCCUCUCCUCAAGAAAGAUAAGCAAGAAUGGGCUGGUGAUCUAUGCAAGGUACCUACCGAGAGUGUGUCAACGCUGAAUGAUCAUCUUGAAGCGAGCAACCCCAACUCCAAGCUUGAGACAGCCCUGGAAGUAGAGCGUGCACCGUCAAUUCCUGCUGCUUGGGAACCGAAGGGAUCAUAUACACCUGCUGAGGUUAAAGAGAUAAUGUCGCCAAAAGAAACUGCAGAAAAGUGCGGGCUAGGGACCCCUCUCCUAAAGAAAUCUUGUCAAGAAUGGACCUGCGAUCUUUGCAAGGUGACAACCCCGUGUGAGAUAACGUUAAAUGGUCAUCUUCAAGGGCGCAAACACAAGGCCAAACUUGAGACUAUCCUGAAAGAAAGCUUGCUUGAUGCAAAAGAUACAGGACCCAUCUUACCUUUGGUGCAGCACACACUGCCAGUUUCUGCUGCUUGGGAUCUGAACGGAACACUAGAAGCUGCAAAGAAUAAAAAGCUAAUGCUACCAAAAGAAACUGCGGAAACCCCUCUCCUCAAGAAAGCUCAGCAAGAAUGGACUGCUUUUAUUACUAACGCGGAGCAUGCACAGUCAAUUCCAGCUGGUUGGGAUCUGAAGGGAACAUAUGCAGCUUCUGAGGUCAAAGAGAUGAUGCCGCCAAAAGGAACUGCUGAAAAGGGGGACACAGGGACCCCUCUCCCCGAGAAAGCUCAUCAAGAAUGGAACUGUGAUCUGUGCAAGGUGACAACCUCGGAUCCGUUAAUGCUGAAUGGCCAUCUUCAAGGGCGCAGACACAAGGCCAAGCUUAAGACUAUCCAGAAAGAAAGUUUGCUUGAUACGAAAGAUACAGGACCCUUAUCACCUUUGGUUCAGCACGCACAGCCAGUUUCUGCUAAUUGGGAUUUGAACGGAACAGUUGAAGUUGCUAAGGAUAAAGAGAUGAUGCCACCAAAAGAAACUGCAGAAACGCAACUCCCAGAAACCCCUCUCAAGAAAUCUCAACAAGAAUUGAAUGGUGAUAUGUCCAAGGUUACUACUGAGAGUGAGUUCAUGUUGAAUGAUCAUCUUCAAGGUAGCCAACACAAGUCCAAGCUUGAGACCACCUUGAAAGCAAGCUUGCUCGAAGCAAAAGAUACAGGACCUUCACCUUCGCAGGUGCAACACUUGCAGUCAGUUUCUGCCGCAUGGGAUCUGAAUGGAACAUAUGCAGCUUUUGAGGAAGAAAAGAUAGUGCCACCAAAAGAAACUGCAGAAAGGAGACUCCCAGCAAGCCCUCUCCUCAAGAAAGAUAAGCAAGAAUGGGCUGGUGAUCUAUGCAAGGUACCUACCGAGAGUGUGUCAACGCUGAAUGAUCAUCUUGAAGCGAGCAACCCCAACUCCAAGCUUGAGACAGCCCUGGAAGUAGAGCGUGCACCGUCAAUUCCUGCUGCUUGGGAACCGAAGGGAUCAUAUACACCUGCUGAGGUUAAAGAGAUAAUGUCGCCAAAAGAAACUGCAGAAAAGUGCGGGCUAGGGACCCCUCUCCUAAAGAAAUCUUGUCAAGAAUGGACCUGCGAUCUUUGCAAGGUGACAACCCCGUGUGAGAUAACGUUAAAUGGUCAUCUUCAAGGGCGCAAACACAAGGCCAAACUUGAGACUAUCCUGAAAGAAAGCUUGCUUGAUGCAGAAGAUACAGGACCCAUCUUACCUUUGGUGCAGCACACACAGCCCGUCUUUGUCUUUUCUGCUUGCGAUCCGAAGGUAACACUUGAAGCUGCUAAGGAUAAAGAGAUAAUGCCACCAAAAGAAACUGCUGAACUGAGACUCCCAGAAACCCCUCUCCUCAAGAAAGCUCAGCAAGAAUGGACUGGUGAUCUAUGCAGGGUUACUACCGAGAGUGAGUCAGUGUUGAAUGAUCAUCUUCAUGGUAGCCAACACAAGUCCAAGCUUGAGAUCACCCUGAAUGCAAGCUUGUUUGAAGCAAAAGAUACAGGACCUUCACCUUCGGUGCACAGCUUGGAAUCAGUUUCUGCUACUUGGGACAUGAAGGGAACAUAUGCAGCUGCUGAGAAGGAAGGUUUAAUGCUCCCAAAGGAAAAUGCAGAAAACAGGCUCCCAGAAACCCCCCUCCUCAAAAAAGAUCAGCCAGAAGGGACCGGUGAUGUGUUCAAUGUGACUACCAAGAGCGACUCAAUGUUAAAUGAUCAUGCUCAAGGCAACCAACCCAAGUCCAAGCUUGAGAGAACCUUGGAAGCAAGUUUGCUCAAAGCUAAAGAUACAGGACUCUCAUCUUUGCACACUCAGCCAGUUUCUGCUGCUUGGUUCCUGAAGGGAACAUAUGUAGCUUCUGAGGCUAGAGAGAUAAGAACACCAAAAGAAACUGCAGAAAAGAGAAGUCCAGAGAUCCCUCUUGUCGAGAAUGCUCAGCAAAAAUGGACCUCUGAUCCAUGCAAGGUGACAACCACAAAUAAGAUACCGUUAAAUGGUCAUCUUCAGGAGACAAAACACAAGGACAAGCUUGAGUUCACCAAGAAAGAAAGCUUGCUUGAACUUGAAAAGCAUACUGCAAGCAAGAAUGGACAUGUUAAAGGGAGUGAUUCCCACAGAGAUGUCCAAGUUGUAAAAUCAGAGGUGAAAAAUGGUUCCCCGGCAGCUCUAAAAGAGGUGCAGUAUAUGCAGCCAAUUGAGGUUCCCAAAUGUACAUAUUCCAAUACUGAGGUUAAAGAGACGAAGCCACCACUGAAAGCAAGUCGCGCAGGAAAUCCUCCCUUCAAGAAAGAACGGAUUGUAAAGUCAGAGGCAAAAAAUGGUUCAUCGACAUUACAAGAGGUGCAGUAUGCACAGACACUCAAGGUUCCUGAAAAAACAUAUGCCAAUACUGAGGUUAAAGAGACAAUGUCACCACCAGAAGCAAGUCGUGCAGUAACUCCUUCCCUCAAGCAAGAAUGGAGAUGUGCUUUAUGUAAGGUGAAAGCCACGGGUGAGAAAGAUUUGAAUGCUCAUCUUCUGGGAAAUAAACACAAGGACAAGUUAGAAUCACUGAAAAAAAGGAAGGGAAAGCUGGUUGUGUUAGAGAUUAGUGGGACAUUUAGACACUGGUGCAUUCUAUGUGAUGCGAAGAUGGCUACUGAUGUUGCUUUGGCUUCUCAUAUUGGAGGGAAACGACAUGCCUCUCACAUCGAUGAAAUCGAAAAACUUGAAACUAGCCUUUCAGCAGGUCAGUGUCAAUGAGUGUUCGGAACAGAACUCUUUGAUAAGAAAAUAUGUAUAUAUAUUUGUACAUGCAUUAUUGAAUUUAAGUGAUUGAAAUAUUUGAAUGAAGGGGAUUUGAUUUA